AUAAAAUAUCAUAGUCCCAACAUUAUUAAUUUAUUUAUAGAGUUUUUACUGUAUACACCUAUUCGAAUGAGUGUAAUACUAAAUACAGAGUUGUAAAACUUAUUUCCAUACGUGUUUCACAGGAAGGUAGAAUGAGUAAAAUCAACAUAAUGAAAGAAAUAACCAUAACUUCUAGGAUAUGAAUUCAAAGUGUAGUUCUGGUUUUUUACUUAAUUCAACACAAUGGAGAUUUGAUACCAUAAUUGUUAACGUGCAAUAAAGUUAUCUUCUCGAUAAAUAGCGUCCUCAUUCUGCGAAUCUAUAGCACAAAGAGAUAAAACAUCACUUCUCAAUCACAAAAAAUUUUAGAAAAUAUUUUGUUAAGGAGAACCAACAAGUUAUGUCUUCUUCAAGCUCUUCCGUGGUCCAAGUUGUGUCUUCUGCCAGCUCUCCCGCCCCCCAACCUGAGAAAUGCAAUGACGUUACCGUGGCUGUAGAGGAGUCCAUUGAGAAGGCAACGGAGAACCAAGCUGUGUCUUCUGCCGGCUCUUCCGCGGCGCCCCAGCCAGAAAAAUCCAAUGACGUUACCGUGGCCGUGGAGGAGGCCAAGGAGAUGGCAGCAGAGAACCAAGUUGUGUCUUCUGCAGGCUCUUCCGCCGCGCCGCCCCAACCCAAUGACAUUAUCGUGGCUGUGGAGGGGGACAAGGAGAUGGCAACGGAGAACCAAAUUGUGCCUUAUACAGGCUCUCCCGCGCCCCAGCCUGAGCAAUGCACUGACAUUGUUAUCGUGGCAACGGAGAACAACGAUCCGGGGAGUGAAAACCCAAGUCUCAUCGGAUCUGGUGCUGUCCCACCAGGAAGCCAGAUCCUGCAGCUUUACCCACCAAGAUCUAAUAAGAUCUUCACUUGUCCCACUUGCAAAAAAGGGUUCCCAUCAAGUCAAGCCCUAGGCGGUCACCAGAACGCGCACAAGCAGGAGCGAGAGUGGGAAAGGAAGAGGAAGAAUAUGGAACAAGAGUACCCCGGAUUCGCCUUUUUGAACCCUAAUAUAGACAAUCCUCUUAUGUUUUUCUUAGGUGGCUACUCGGAAGAUGCUUUAACACACGAGAAUCAUCUUGGGAUCCCUCUUGACGAUGCUUUCAAACGCAGAUUUGCCCGUAAUCACCCAUCCGUCAACAACGGAUUCUCGGACAUGAACAUUACCGCGGUUCCUCGCGUGGCUCCUACUGGCUUCUUCGCAGGGAACACUUCCACCACCAACGGUUCUUCUUCAGGAGGACUUGGGCCUAGACCCCCUUACAACAGCUAUCCCCCGAUGCUCCCUAGGAACUUUCCUCCUUUCCCUCCUCCUCAGACCAACAAUCUUCCUAGAGGUUUGUAUCCACAACAAGAGAAUGUAUUGAACGAGGUGAAUUUCAUCUCAGAGAUAGGAAAGGGUAAAAAUAUUAUGGAGAUUGAUGAUAAUGAUGAUGAUGCUGAUGCUGGUGCUGGUGCUGAUGAUGGGCCUAUAGAAGGGACAUCCAAGAGCUGGGGGGCUGAUUUAUCUCUUUGACUAUUGUUUAGUCCUAUGAAUUGUUUAGUUUUCUAUUAAAGACCUCUCUCUCUGAAGAUUGCUUUUUCAUUUUAAUUUUCUUGCAUUUCGUUUAGAUGUUCCUUUGUCUGUACGAAGCAUGUCUUCUUCUGGACGAUUUGCUUCUUUUUAUGAAUAAAUGGUUCCUUUUUUUUCUUGCCA
Brassica napus (rape) is the source of this 1711-nucleotide messenger RNA. RefSeq lists its product as uncharacterized. Gene Ontology annotation, molecular function: DNA-binding transcription factor activity. The record is from RefSeq and is a predicted model, not a curated record. Lineage: Eukaryota; Viridiplantae; Streptophyta; Magnoliopsida; Brassicales; Brassicaceae. Bases 380 to 1531 code for a protein of 383 amino acids. The transcript has a single exon.